AUGGAGGAAAUUAUCCAGUCUUUGAUAGCAGGGAAAAUACAGGAGCUUUUAGUAAGCUGCGGUAUUGGUGACUGCAGCGAUGAGCCUAUCAAGCAACACAUCCUUGGCAUUUCUGACUAUGGUGAGACCCAGACUGCGGCUCGAGCGACUAUCUCCGCUGACAAGCAUAGUCCGCGAAAUGCGGCUGCAGCUAGUCCGAACCCCGAUGCAAAGCGUGGCUCUUACCGGUUACUUCCCACGCAUGAUAAGCGAGGCAGAGUGGACUACUCUGGGCUAGAAACGCCUUCUCAUAAGAAGAAAAGAAAGAGCAGAGGCAAGGUGAAGGACAAUACUACCCUCAAAGAUAUGCCGCAAGGGGUGAAUUACGCCGUGUCACCCCUAGGAGGCGGACCAACAGAGUCUCCGUUGACGGAUGAAGAGAGCACAACGGUGAAUUUCCCUCGGGCCGGGACACCCUUGACGGACAUGAGCACCUCUCGCUCUAAAGAACCGCGGCACAGUAUUGUCGAAAACAUACUUGUCAACUGUAUAAAACUUAAUGACCCUCUUGGAAGGUACGGGCACCGUUCAAAGCAGGCAAAUAUUACAACGAAGGUUGAGGAGAUCCAGAGUUUUGUGGAUGGAAUAGUCAAGCUGCAAUAUACCGAUGCAGUCCAGCUAAUUAAACAGGAGAAUGCAUUUUCCGCAAGCCAAGGUAUCCAGUCUCGAUUUAACGAGACCGUCUAUUGGGAAAUAAUCAAGAAAGGCGCGGACCUCCUUGACCCAAAGGAUUUGCCAACCUCUAGAGGCCCUCUCGAUGAAUUCACGAUGGCAGAGAAGGUCGCCACUGAGCGCUUCAUGAGGGAAGCAGGCUAUGGGCUUAGCCUCGCUAAUCAACGGCAGUGCCGUCUUUUCUGGAAACGGUUGUUCCAGAUGCGUAACGCGGGUGCUGACAAGAUCCUCUUAUACCGCACAAAAGAAUUCGACCGCUUCUGUAAAAGCUAUUCAUCAGAAGCUGGGGCUGCUUUGGUAGAGAUGGUCCGGCUCUGGGAAGAAAAGUAUGGCUUCUAUAUCAAACAACUGGAAGAACGGGUUGCCGAAGAGAGCAAGGGCGAUUUGACAGGAAGACUGUGGCUGAGCCAGCCGUUUGUAGCGGACAGGCUCAAUGUUUCAGAAAUUGAAUGGAACAGCGCUAUCAACCGGUGGUCCUCAAGUGUAGAGGAGACAGUCUUUCAAUUGAGCGGAUCACACGAGCCAUCAGCUACAUCGCUCGGUGGGUUUUUUGACUUGCAGCCAAAGGCAGAAACAACGCGGAACAAGUCUAUCUUUGUCACCAUGCAACCCAAAGAUGAUGUCUUUCUCAUGGUUUGCCCUACCAUUACCGUCCAGGAGGGAGACAUUCUUGGGGGAUUUGCUGGAGAAAUUCGGUACUCUUCUGAUUGUAAUGCCGUCUACGGAAUACCUGGUCCUGAAGAAAAUCUUUGGCUAGAUUACUCCAUGGUGAUGGGAGUACUCAACUUUAUGAACGUAUCAGCUCCUGGAGGUGACUCUAACGUUCGUCUUCAGUGGGACCUCAUCGAUGAACGCAACGAAGGAGAGGCGCAUCUCCUAUGGAGAGUCACAGCUGUUGCUCUUCGAGAAAUUCAACCAUUUGAAGAACUUGUUCGUGCUGCUCCUCGAAAAGAACAAUAUCUCCUGCACCGGUCGCCGGGUUGCGCAAAGCGAGGAUAUACGAAGUACCGGAGCUCCUGA
Messenger RNA from Penicillium alfredii, 1731 nucleotides. RefSeq lists its product as uncharacterized. The transcript is spliced from 2 exons. The record is from RefSeq and is a predicted model, not a curated record. Bases 1 to 1731 code for a protein of 576 amino acids. Lineage: Eukaryota; Fungi; Ascomycota; Eurotiomycetes; Eurotiales; Aspergillaceae.